AUGUACGGCGCUCUCACCUUCGCUCUCAAACAAGAACUGGACAAAAUCGACACCGCUAAGGAGUAUUCUGGGAACCUUCCCAAGAUACAGUCGAAAUCUGGGCGAUCAUAUUUUGUCAAGCAAGGAUCACCAGCUGAACAAGAGCAGUAUGUCGGCGAGGCGGAAUCGUUGAAGGCUAUCCAAAGGGCAGCACCUGGACUGGCUCCAGAGGUAUACGCGUAUGGCACACUUCAAGAUGGAAAGCCGUACUUCAUAUCAGAGUACAAGAACAUGGGUCAUCUAACCACCCCAGCCGCGAAGGAACUUGCCAAAAGGUUGGCCAACGAACUCCACCAACUGAAGAGUUUGCAUGGAUUUGGAUUCCACGUACCGACUCAUUGCGGUCCAACUCGCUUCGAGAAUGGAUGGUAUCCAACAUGGGAGAAGUGCUAUUCUGCAAUGUAUCAGCAUCUGAUCAGUGAGAUACGGAGGAAAGGAGGGAAGGAGCACUUGUGCAAAGUUGGUGACAAAGUCAUUAGCCAGGUCAUUCCUCGACUUUUGGGACAUCUUGUCAUUCAACCAGUACUCCUACAUGGAGAUCUUUGGAGCGGGAAUGUAGGAGUCGAUGAGGCGACUAAGAAACCGGUGAUUUAUGACCCAGCAUCGUUUUAUGGGCACAAUGAAUCCGAUCUGGCAAUCGCACGCAUCUUUGGAGGAUUCCCUCAGACGUUCUUCGACACCUAUUUCGAAAACAACCCCAAGACUGAGCCGGUGGACGAAUUUGAUCUGCGUGCAGAACUCUACGAGGCAUUCCAUUACCUGAACCACACUGUCAUUUUCGGGGGACACUAUGCACGACAUGCGGAGACCAAGUUGACUGGACUUCUUGAAGCGAUCGAAAGGCUUGGGCCUGUAAAGCAGGGGAAUGGUGAAGAUAAGGAACAGGCGGCGUUGUUUGAGGCUCCGGAUCCAACCAAAGUAAACUGA
This is a messenger RNA of Coprinopsis cinerea okayama7#130, 966 nucleotides long. Its product is annotated as fructosamine Kinase PKL/CAK/FruK. The record is from RefSeq and is a predicted model, not a curated record. Lineage: Eukaryota; Fungi; Basidiomycota; Agaricomycetes; Agaricales; Psathyrellaceae. The transcript is spliced from 5 exons. Bases 1 to 966 code for a protein of 321 amino acids.